Messenger RNA from Rhodotorula toruloides NP11, 1695 nucleotides. RefSeq lists its product as uncharacterized. NCBI's taxonomy places the organism in Eukaryota, Fungi, Basidiomycota, Microbotryomycetes, Sporidiobolales, Sporidiobolaceae. The coding region runs from base 1 to 1695 and encodes 564 amino acids. The transcript has 8 exons. The record is from RefSeq and is a predicted model, not a curated record.
AUGCCGACGACACGCUUGCAACUUGCUGGUCUCGACAACGAGCGACUCAAGCCCUUCCCCACUCCCUUCUUCGUUCCCAGUACAGCGCCCUACACGCUUCAGGAGAUCGACAUGAUGGCCUUGUCGUACUCGAUUCGCUCGAAGCCCAACUGGCAGCGGAAAUACCGCGACCCAGAGAUCAGGGCCAAAUGGCGGCACGAAGCGCUCAACACGGAGCUGGAGGACCGCGCGUACGCAGGGCGGCCGGAGGAGAGCGAGGAGCAUUACUACGACCGCGAGGUGGAGAACCUCGAGAGGCCGCGCCUGACGGAGAAGAUGGUCGACUACGUCCUCGACGAGCUCGCCUGGCACGACGAGAUGCUCAAGCAGACGUGCGGUGUCGCGGCUUCGUGCUUCACCGGCAUCUACGAAUCCGACAUGCUUGUUCCCGCCAACUUGCGCGAAGAGCUUGCUCAAGCCGCCCUCGAGCUCGAGAACAACCCGCCUUUCGGCGAACCGGACUGGCACCCCCGCUCGAACGAGCACGUCCUCGACCUCGUUCAUCCGUCCCUGUUCCCGCUCGUCUACGGCAAGUCGCUCGUGCUCGAGGCAGACGGAAAAGGUACCAAGACGGCCGAGGCGCCAAGCAAGGGCCAUUGGGACCAUCUGUCGGAGAAGUACGCGUGGCUACCUUCCGACUUUGACGUUGAUGUCGAAGGGAAUGUCACUAUCUUGUCCUACAUCAACAAUCUCCAUCGCGUCCGGCACGCCCGGCUGUACCCCAUCCUCGCCGGCGUCUUCGAGCGCUUCAUCCCGCUCUUCGAAGGUGUCCUCUCCGACCUCCAGCAACCUCCACCUCGCCGCAUCGCUGUCGACUGGCAAGUGUCAUCAACCUGGUUCGGCGAAGAACCCGAUUGGCAGGACGAAGAAGCUUAUGAGAAGUGGGAGGAGACGAAGCAGAUCACGUUGCCUGAGCCGGAGCCGUUCUCGAUGCCCAAUCCGGUCAUUCCGCCUCCUGCCUUCCCGCUCAAGGGCCGCAAGCUGCACGUCAUCGUCAAGCUCGCCAACAUCCACCUCACGCCUGAGAAGCCCGAGUACGCCGGCGGCGUCUGGCACGUCGAGGGUAUGCAGAACGAGGCGAUUGUCGCGAGCGGCAUUUACUACUUCGCUCUGGAGAACAUCGGCGAGAGCAAGCUGAGCUUCCGGGGCACGUUCGACGAAUCCGAGGUUCCGUACGAACAGAACGAUACGAAGGGCGUCAAGCUUGUCUGGGGACUCGACCCCGACGGUUCCUGCGUCCAGUACUACAACUCGCUCGCGACGUGGGAUGGACGCGCCAUCGCCUUUCCCAACCUCUACCAGCACCGCGUGUCGCCCUUCUCGCUCGUCGACCGCUCCAAGCCCGGCUACCGCAAAAUCCUCUGCUUCUUCCUCGUUGAUCCGCUUGAGUCUGCAUGCGGUAACGUCAUCUCGACCGCGCGUGUGGCGCCGCAGCAGCGCGACUGGCUCGCGGACGAGCUCGACGGUCUCCCUCAGGCGGUCAGGGGUCGCCUGCCGACGGAGCUUUGGCAGCGCACGAUGGAAGAGGUCGAAGGAACGUUCACGCUGAAGGAGGCGAAGGAGAUUCGCGAAGAUCUGAUGCACGAGCGGAAGUACCUUGUCGACUCGAAUACGAAGGAUGUCUUCGAACGCGAGUUUUCGCUGUGUGAGCACUAG